Messenger RNA from Vigna angularis (adzuki bean), 2884 nucleotides. RefSeq names its product protein RMD5 homolog. The coding region runs from base 1533 to 2747 and encodes 404 amino acids. NCBI's taxonomy places the organism in Eukaryota, Viridiplantae, Streptophyta, Magnoliopsida, Fabales, Fabaceae. Gene Ontology annotation, molecular function: protein binding; ubiquitin protein ligase activity. Gene Ontology annotation, cellular component: GID complex; cytoplasm; nucleus. The record is from RefSeq and is a predicted model, not a curated record. The transcript is spliced from 2 exons. Gene Ontology annotation, biological process: proteasome-mediated ubiquitin-dependent protein catabolic process.
GUUUGUGAUGUCAUUGUAGGCAAAUAACUUAGUUGCUUUGUUAUUCUGACAAUUGGAACUGGUUUAGAAUUAAUAGAUUUCAUGCAUAGUUUGACACGGAAUUAGGACUAUAAGUACAAUUUCAAUUCAACUGUGUGAUUGUAAGAUCUAAAGUUUGCUAAUAACUAUGAUAAUGAGGGCAGGGUUGGCAGGGUGUUGGUAGUAAGGAUUAUAGUAGUGGUUAUAGUGGUGGUUGGUGGCCAUGUUGGGGUGAGGAAUUAACAACUUCAGGGUGUUAUUUAGGUAUUGGAAAUGACUUGAGCUAGUUACUUUUUAAUUCCCUUGACUGAUCUUGGAAUUUAUGAUUUGAAUUUCAGAAGGACAUCUAAAUAUAAAAAUUAGAAUUAGUUAAUAGACACAAUUCCAGUUUCAAGUGUGAAUUCCAUGCUCAACUCCAAAACGCCAAAUUGACGCUUGUAGAUAUUUGCUGCCACAUAAUGAUUAAUCUAAAUGGAUGAACCAUAUCAUUGGUAGUUGAUUGAAGAUAUAAGACUAUUUGUUUCAGGUUUCAUAUUUCUUUGAUUAACCCGGAUAAGGAUUGUAAUUCUUCCUUUUUUAACAACUUUUAUCACUCAUUUACAUUUAUGAUCUAGGAAUACACAUAAUGAUGCGAUUUGGGUUUCAAGUUGUAAUUUUUUUAUAACUAAGAAUUCUUAUAUGUCAAAAAGAAACUACCCUUUAAUUUUCAAAUUAUGGACAUGAGGUAAUGGCUUUAAAGAAGAAAAUGUCAAGGAAAACAGUUCUCAUUGGUACAUUUUAUAGAUGAUCUUUUAGGCUUGAAUUUGACCUUGAAACUUACCUAUUACAUUAUUCCAUUAUUUUUUGCUGACAUUUGGUCAUACAAUUAUCACCAUGAAACUUCAUUUUCACUUAAGAAGUCAAUAAUCUUAUCCUUUGGCUGAAUUUGAUGUGUAUAUGUAUAUUGAAACGUUUAAGAGUGUUCUCUUGAUACUGUCCAUGCAGAUCUACAUCUAAAUCUGAUGCUAUUAUCGAUAGAAAUUUCUAGCUUAUUUGUUUUUCAGUUCAGUGCUCCCUCCUUCCCUUUACUAGUUGCUAGCUGGUGUUGUCAAAUAGUGACAAUUGCAACACCUUUGUCUUCUGCACGUUUUUUUCUUGUUCAACUCUUAAGUUAAGCUGUAGAUAUUUAUAAGGGUUGGCUCACAGAUGUCAUUGUUAUGGUAAUGAAAAAAGGGUUACAUAUGGACAUGGAAAAAGAUGGAAAAAUGAUUUAUUUUAAGCUGAGACCAAAGAAUGUUGUGCUUAUUCCAUGAUAACAAUACGAUAUUUAUAUACAAGAGAGCACCAAUCCUGUACAUUUAGAGAUAAGAAACAAUCUAUCUAAAUUUAAAAAUGAUUGAUUUUUCCUUUGGUUAAACUAUUCAUUUGGUUUUUUAAUUGUCUGUUUUUUAAGUCUUAGUUCUCACGGGAGAAACGUAUUAGUAACUUGGGAGCAAACUCUGGUGGUAUAAAACUGCUACCAAAACCCUUUGACAAUGAUAUACCUCCACAAACUGACGAUGUUUAUAGGAGUUUGUGAUCUGAGCAUAAAGAUGGAGCUGAGUAGCAUCAAAGAUGCAUUUGAUCGUGUAGCCAAAAAGCAAAAAUUAUCCUCUUCCAAGUCUCAGGAAGUUGUUGACCAGGUGGGGCGUGAAAUUGAGCAGGCAUUGGCAGCAAUUCAGUCAUCCCGUGACCUCUCUUCUCCUGCUGACCAGAAAUCCGUUCUCACAGAACUUAAGUUCAAGAUUAAUGCUAUUGGACCAUUUCAACAGUUGGAAGGUUCAAAUAAGGAAGUGAACGGAAGUAUUAUCAAGUAUCAAAGGCCCCUUGAAAAAUUGUUAAAUCCUGACAUAUCUAAGGCAUACAGAAAUGUGGACUUUGAUACUCGUAUUAUCAAUCAGAUCAUUGCAAACCACUUUUACCGUCAAGGUUUAUUUGAUCUUGGAGAUAGCCUCGUAAAUGAGGCUGGAGAGCCUGAUGCAACUGCACUUAGAUCUCAAUUUUUAGAAAUGCAUCAGAUUAUUGGAGCUAUGAGGGAGAAAAACCUUCAGCCUGCUCUGACAUGGGUCUCUGCUAAUCGAGAAAAACUUGAUCAUAUUGGUUCUAAUCUUGAGCUUAAGAUUCACAGACUGCAGUUUGUAGAGGUCCUGCAAAAUGGGACACGAGCUGAUGCCUUAAAAUACGCCCGAACUUAUCUUGCUCCUUUUGCUUCCCUCAACAAGGACGAGUUCCCAAAGCUCAUGGGUUGCCUCUUGUAUGCAGGAAGGCUAGAGAGCUCCCCUUAUUCUGAGUUGAUGUCCCCAAUUCAUUGGGAGAUGACAACUGAAGAGCUCGCACGGCAGUUUUGUACUCUAUUGGGGCAGUCCUAUGAGAACCCACUGAGUGUAGCAGUUGCUGCAGGAGUUGAGGGGUUGCCCACCUUGUUAAAGCUGGCAAAUGUAAUGGCAGCAAAGAAGCAAGAGUGGCAGGAAAUGAAACAGUUGCCGGUGCCUGUAGAAUUGGGUAAGGAAUUUCAGUUUCACUCGAUUUUUGUUUGCCCUGUGAGUAGGGACCAAGGAAGUGAAGAGAAUCCUCCAAUGCUGUUGCCAUGCUUACAUGUCCUUUGCAAGCAAUCAAUUAUGAAGUUAUCAAAAAACAGCACCCGAACAUUCAAGUGUCCAUAUUGUCCAGCCGAAGCGACAGUUACACACUGCAGACAACUGUAUUUCUGAUGAUGUUUGUGUUCCGUACAUUUCAUUUGUGCAAUACAUCAUUUACAGCUUUCUGGUUGUAUAUAAAUAUUCCAAAAUAUCUGUUACUUUUGAUAAGACCAACGAGUGAAUAAAAGUUGAAAGAACCUGUCUAUAUA